GCAUCGCGAAAGCCGGCGGGGAAAGUGGGCGGAAGAAAAGAGAGAGAGAAGAGAAGCAACUAGGAGAAGAAGUCAUGCCUUUCUUUUCUUCUUCUUAAUUCGGCAACAUAAUUGUCGCGUGUGCACGCGUAGUUUCGCAAUAUCGCUUUCGUAAUCGCGGCGCGUUGCCUUGACGGAGAGCUGCCGCAGCGACACGGAUGACGCGAUACAUGAAAGUGGGUGUUGCCCAGUGUUGCCCGUCGCGGUGCGGCUCAGUACUCUCUCAGUAGUCAGUAGUACGCUUGCACGGUCCGGAUCAGUAGUAUCUGUCGCGACUCGCAUCGUCCGAAUUUUCCCACCGACAGGCGGUAGAGACCAGCGGUAGUGCGGAGCAACGAGAACGAGAGUGUCCACGGCUCAAGCUCACACUUGGUAGUUUCCUGUUCCUGACAACAGGAGAGAUAGAAGAUCAAGAUGUCGCAGCAGCAAUAUUAUCCGUUCAAGUGCACUCCAACUGUAUAUCCCGCCGAGCCGUUCGAUGCAAAUGCGGACGCCACUAUUUUGCGUAAAGCAAUGAAGGGAUUUGGUACAGAUGAAAAGGCGAUCAUCGAUGUGCUUACGAAGAGAGGUAUUGUACAGAGACUGGAGAUCGCGGAGGCGUUCAAGACCAUGUAUGGGAAGGAUUUGAUUAAUGAUUUGAAGAGCGAGUUAACUGGGAAACUGGAGGAUGUCAUUGUUGCCCUCAUGACUCCGUUGCCACAUUAUUAUGCCAAAGAACUGCAUGAUGCGGUGAGCGGUAUGGGUACCGAUGAAGAGGCAAUUGUCGAGAUUAUGUGCACUCUUAGCAACUAUGGCAUCCGUACGAUCGCGACAUUUUAUGAAAAUUUGUACAACAAAACACUUGAGAGCGAUUUAAAAGGCGAUACAUCUGGUAAUUUCAAGAGAUUGUUAGUAUCCCUCGUGCAGGCAAACAGAGACGAAAAUCAGGGAAUCGAUCAUGCCCAAGCAGUUGCCGAUGCUCAAGCGUUGUACGAAGCUGGUGAAAAACAGUGGGGAACAGACGAAUCUCAAUUCAAUGCGAUCUUGGUAUCUCGCAGCUAUCAGCAGCUACGACAAACAUUUAUCGAGUAUGAAAAAAUAUCAGGGCACGACAUAGAAGUUGCCAUAAAGAAGGAAUUCUCUGGCAGCAUCGAGAAAGGCUUACUUGGAAUAGUGAAAUGCGUGAAGUCAAAGGUUGGAUUUUUUGCUGAGCGUUUGUAUGCCAGUAUGCACGGCAUAGGUACGAAGGAUCGAACACUAAUCCGUAUCAUUGUGUCUCGAAGUGAAAUCGACUUGGGCGAUAUUAAAAAAGCAUUCGAGGAACGCUAUGGAAAGUCACUGGAAAGCUGGAUAGCUGGAGACACUUCGGGAGAUUACAAGAAGGUGCUUCUUUCCUUGGUUUCCACAUAAUUUGGUGAAACUGUUAAGGAUCCAGGUGCACAUUUGCCUAUUGAUGCAUAAUUUAUAAAAAAAAAAACAACUUUAUAUACGCCUGCACAAAUUCCAGCUUAACAUCGCCUAAUGUACUAAUAAGGAAUUAGAAAAGGUACCUUGCUGCAUUUUUAAAUAUUAUUUUUGUAAUACUUUUUUGAAAUUUUUACUGUAUUACAUAGGCCAGUAAAAUUUCUGGAUGUUCUACGUUUCAAUCUCGUUUAUAUAUACAAAUUAUAAAUUAAAUUAUAUUUUAUAUAUUCUUAUUUUUGUCAAGAUUUACAUAAAGAAUCUCAUAAUGUAAGAGUGAGAAAUGGUUAAGAAAUUGAUGAAAAUAAAUUUAAAAACAUUCUA
Solenopsis invicta (red fire ant) is the source of this 1803-nucleotide messenger RNA. It is a transcript of the gene AnxB9, whose product is annotated as annexin B9. NCBI's taxonomy places the organism in Eukaryota, Metazoa, Arthropoda, Insecta, Hymenoptera, Formicidae. Gene Ontology annotation, cellular component: cytoplasm. The record is from RefSeq and is a predicted model, not a curated record. The transcript is spliced from 7 exons. Gene Ontology annotation, molecular function: calcium ion binding; calcium-dependent phospholipid binding. The coding region runs from base 454 to 1428 and encodes 324 amino acids.